Molecule: messenger RNA, 6271 nt
Organism: Melitaea cinxia (Glanville fritillary)
Lineage: Eukaryota; Metazoa; Arthropoda; Insecta; Lepidoptera; Nymphalidae
Gene: nocte
Exons: 13
Coding region: 44-6271 (2075 amino acids)
Biological process (GO): cell differentiation
Source: RefSeq, a predicted model, not a curated record
GGUCGGUGCGAGGGUGAACUCCUGAUGGUGUGUACAUCGCAGCAUGUCUGCACUCUCGACGCCGGGCGGCGGAGGAACUACGGCGCAGAGCAAGCCGACGUCCGGCAAGCAAAAAUAUCAGAAAUUGGACAUCAAUAGUUUGUACUGCGCCAACAGGAAUGAAAACUUAGAGCCGUCCUCAGUAAAAUCUCAACUUAGCCGUAAACAUGGAAUGCAAAGUCUUGGAAAAGUUCCUUCAGCAAGGCGACCACCAGCUAAUCUACCAUCUCUAAAAACUGAAACUGGUCAAGAUCCUAACGCUAAUUCAGUAUCUACAGUAACUGCAACAGUAACUACUCAAGUAUCAUGCACUUCUCAGACAAUAACUACAUCCUCAAGCAGCAGUGUUGUUGCGGGCACAGGAUCAGGGGGAUGGGUACCUCUCCCUCCACCAUCAUCCCCUCAUUUCCGCACAGAGUUCCCCUCAUUAGAGGCAGCUGCUCAGCCCUCACACCGUUCUUCAGAUCAUUCUGCUCACCAACCACAAUUACGACCACAAACGGAAGGGAGCUGGACGUGCGGUGGCACGGCCGGCGUUCGGCAAGAAACUAUAUCGUCUCCCGGCGCCGCGCCCGCCUCCACGCCUGCUUCACAACAAACACCCGCUUACCGUGCCAUUCUGCCAUCCUUCCUGAUGAAAGGUAGCAGUGGUACUGGAAUUGGAUUAGGAACAUUAAGCUCACUUCGUGAUAAUAGAAACAGUAGCAAUGGUGGAGGAACCAGCACUUCUAACAAUAGUAACAUGGCUGGCUCUAGACAAGCACCACGACAACCUGCUACUCCCCGAGCCGUCGAAGUUCUUACAGCGCGCCCUAUUCUACGCGAGGACCAAAUAUCUUCACUUGAUGAUAUCUCUCGUGACGCCGGAUGGGCGCAGCAUGAUGAUAUUGAUUAUGAUCAAAAACUCGACUUCUCUGAUGGUGAGUCAUCUACUCCAACUACAAAAAGCAACAAAAGUAAUAACCGAACCAGUAUAGACAAUGAGUGCUUGGACAAUAAAAUACAGGAUCCUGGAGAUGAAGAACAAAUUUGGGCCGAACGUAGGCAAAAACAAAGCAAUGAAGUUGCUCAAGCAGUUGCACGUGCUCGUCAGCGUAAAGAAGAAGAACAGCGACGACAAAUGAGGGACUCCCCAGCAACUCAACAACAAUCGAAGGAUAUACGUGAUAAGGUUGAAAGGAUUGAUCGUAAUGACAGCAGAGACAAGGAAUCUGAAGUAAGAGACAAGGAUACUAGAGUUGAUAACAGGGAAAAAGAACGAUGUGAUAAUAAAGACAAAGAGCGUAAUGAUUUACGUGAAAGAGACUCUAGAGACAAAGACCGAUUAGACAGGGAACGUGAUAGAGUUGACCCACGUGAUCGUUUUGAUCGGGAAAGAGAACGUGACCGCGAAAGGGACAGGCUACAAGAUAACAAAGAUAGAAACAGGUUAGAGAAUAGAGAUCGAGCCGACGGUGAUAAAGAACGGGAGUUACGAGAUCGUAACGACAACCGUGACCGUAAUGAUAAUAGAGAUCGCAUGGAUCGUGAUAGAUAUGACAGAGAGAGAGAUCGCGAUCGAGUUGACAGGGAUAGAGGUGAUCGUGAUCGUGACCGUGACCGUGACCGUGAUCGUGAUCGUGAUCGUGACCGUGACCGUGAUCGUGAACGUGAUUUUCGCGACAGAGAUUAUGCACGAGAACGUGAUCGUGAUCGUGAACAAUCGAGUGCGCCUUUUUCAAAAACUUUUCAAGCAAAUAUGCCUCCUCGAUUUUUACGACAACAACAAAGUAGGCAGCACAAAGAGGAGGAUCAGCAUAAAGCUUGGGCGUUCACUGGAAAACCAGCCUCAAGACGCCAAGAACCUCCUCCAUACAAUGCUUCCAGACAUACGUCGCAUAAUGGCCGUCGUUCAUACUCAAGAGAUUAUUCUGAUAGAGAAGAUGAAAUAAGAAGAGACAAGGAUGGACCUGGCCCUCAGUGGAGAUCUGAAAUGCAAGAUUAUGAUAGAUCUGGCAGGGAAUUGGAUAGAUCUAAUUCCAAAGAUUCAUACAAAGAUUUUAACGACUAUAAAGACAGAAGAAACGAUUCUGAUAGAAAAUCAAUAGAUUCAGCCAUUGAACAUAGCAACAGGACUGCAGCUGAUAAAUUAACAGAAGUCUUUGAAAGAAAGAGCAUAGGGUUAGCUGAACCAUUUGCUUCAUCUGACUUAACAACACAAGCACCUGAAAGACGAACCACGCUUUCAUCAAAUUCAUCACAAUGUGAGCCAUCUGAAAAAGAUUUCAGUAAAGCAUCAUGGGCUGAUGUUGCACAAGAGGAACAAAAUUCUAUUGCAGCUAAGUUGUUGGAUAAAGAUGGAACUUUGAAACAAAAUGAACAUAAAAUAGAUCUUACAACCGCUGAAAGUAUGGAGGCGAUAAUAAUUUCGCAACAAAACGAAAAUAAUUCUAAUAUCUAUAUGCACACAAAUCUCAACACUCAAAAUCAAACUACCAGUUUCAGCAAUAGUCACAUACCUAGCACUCAAGUUGUUACUUCUCAAAUCCAACUAACACAUGCAGUGGAUACGCAUAUUAAUAAUCAAACUCCUAUUCCUAAUUCUUCCGUUACUCAAUCUCAGCCUACUAUAUUGACAGAUUCUCGUGCUGUUUCUAAGUCUUCUUCAAACCAAUCCCUUACUAAAUCAGUAAAUUCAGGUGAAUCCAUCUCUAGCUCCACACAAUCACAAAAACCAUCUGAACAAAUAUCUCAUGCUAAUAUGGCUAAAUCGACAAUUUCUGGCCAAAAAUCUGAAAAAGAUCUUUCAGAGUCUGAAUCAAUAGCCUCAAAGUCAAGCACUGAUCCUAUACAUGGUAUGUUAGGAAAUAAAAUACCUGAUACUCACUCUCUUGAAAAUAUUCAUGAUUCUCAAAAACGGCUAGUAGAUGACAAAAAAAAUGAAAAAUAUAAUACUGAAAUAUUGAAAAUACCAAUAAAAGAACCCAUUGAAAGAAAAUCUAGUGGAUCUGGGUCUGAAAAGAAAGCUAGAGGCUUUGGAAGCAGUGGAUAUAAUGUUUAUAGCAGAGGUUGGGGAUCUAGAGAAUCUCGAGGCCGACGUUCACAUCGAAGCUCUCGUUCAAAUAAUAGAGCUAGUGAAUCUGAUGGGUCUACAGAUGGUAAUAACGUUGAAAGAAAAGAACGACGAAGAGCUCCACGUAGUCCACGUGGCCCUAAGAAACAAGAUAGACCAGAUGAAACAAAUAAUCCUACCAAUGAACAUAGUCUAUCAAUAACUGAUGGAUUAGAAAAUAGGGAACCAUUUGCACCGCGCGGUCAGCCUUCUCGUCGAGGAAGAGGUGGUUUUCAAGGAACUAACAGACCACCUGCUCCUGCCAAACGUGUAGGUGGAUAUGGGCCGCCAAAUACAAAAAGCCCUUUCAGUCAAGCUAAUAGAGCGGUAAAGGAUAAUGAGGAUGUAAAAGACAAUCCUUUCGAUGACAAGGAAAAAUCCAAUCAAAAAAGCCGUACUAGCUCAUCUGCAGCUAAAGGACGUGAUCGUCGUUCAAAAGGUGGUCCAAUGAGUGGUGAGGAUGAAAAUUGGGAAACGACGUCAGAACAUUCCGAAAGUGGCGGUGCAGGUAUGCAUCGUCGUCCUAAUGGGGGAAGACAAUCUGCUCAAUCACAAAAAGGACAAAUAGGUAAUCGAAAUCAUAAUUCUAUUAAUCGUCAAAAUAAUGGUCGUGGUCAACAGGCUCCUAAAAAGGAAGGAGAUACUAAAAAUACUGAUAUAACAGAGGCUGUUAAUGAUCUUAAGAUAUCAACUGCUAAGAACGAAGAAAUUGUUGAUGACGGAUUCCAAGAAGUACGCAAUAAAAAGAAUUCAAAGGAAACCAGAGUUUCUAAUGUAAAAGAUGAAAAACCACCGAGAUCUCGUUCUAAUCAGGGUGGAGGUCGCAACGGUUCUUCAUCCAGAAGUUCCAAUGAUAAAUCUAAUUCAAGAGGAACAGCUCCUAUUGCAGCAAAAUCUAAUGCACAAUAUGAUAGACCUCGUCAAGCUAAUUUAGCGCCGCGAUUUGUUAAGCAAAGACAAAAACAGCAAAUGGGUUUAUCAACCUUUGGACCAGACACUGGGGCUGCUCCACCACCUCCACCUGUGAAUGCUUGGGAUAAGCCAAUUUCACAAACUCUACGUGGUAAUGCUGACGAAACUGCAGAAGUGACUGAAAUUAAAUCAAAUCAAUCAAGCCAACGAAGCUCACCUGGAGAUACUUCAGUUGAAAAUAAGACUCCUGUAACCUCCUGCACUGUCGUGGCUGAUAAAGGCGGAGUUCUUGAUGGAGCUACGCCUCCAGUUGAAACAAUCAUAUUUGAGAAUACUAAUUAUAAGACUACUCCCCCCGCAGAAGCUCUAAAACAAAAAUAUCAACCUUGUGCUGCCACUGCUAAGCCACAAGCAGAUGAUGUUCAGACAGAAAUUGAAUCGAGACCUUUACCAUUUAACGGAGACGUAAGAUCGAGACCUAGAUCAAUUCAAGAGCUUAUGGCUGAAACUGGAAGACCAGUAUCAGAGGCAGAAGGUUCCUUAGGACUACAAAUGUCAUUUGAUACAUCUCAAAAGACAGAAGAUUCGUCUGAUAUGAAACUUGAUUUUGCUUUUGAUUCAGAUCUUGGUCAGUUAACAGAAGAUAAAUCGGCAAAAUCACUUGGAUUGCCGCGUAGUACACACAUGAGUACUUCUAAUACCAUUUCACCACUGGCAGCAGAUCUCAAUUUAAAGAUUGCCAGUGUUAAAAAAGUCUGGGAAAUGCCUGCAGUGGCAGAAGGUAGUGAAGAGUUACAGUUUGCUGGAUUUGAAGAAAAUAAUACUGAAACUGGUGCGCCUCCUAAUGUGUGUAAGGUAAAACCUACACAACAAUUGCAAUCACCUCCACCUCAGCAUUACAAUCACGUUAGCUAUCAAGGAGGUUAUGGUGGCCUUUCAGUUCCUUCACCUCCAGCUGUUUUGUUUAAUUCAUCUCAACAAAUGUUAGGAUCAUCUCAACAAUUGCCACAGCAAGGAGGCCUAUAUGGUGCCUUUUUGGAUCAAACUCGAGGACAAUUCGGCGGGUUUCCAGGAACCCCUUAUGGCGCUGGUUCAGCUACUCCAUAUAAUUAUCAACCUCCCCCGGAUAUGUUUCAGAGCCUGCCAAGUCAAUACCGCAUGGUGACUGGUGGUGGUGCAGCUUUUGGGCAGUCUGGUCAACUAGGCAACAGUCCUAGCACUGUUCUGAUUUCAAGUACUUCAAAUUCCUUGAUGUCAGCUACUGUCAAACCUUCAACUCAGCAAAUCGGUGCCAUUGGCAGCAAAGGCGGUGGUGUAGGUGGGGUCGGUGGCGUUGGGGGCGUGAAUACCUUCCAACAACAGUACUUAGGCUACUCCGGACCAGUAGGGGAGGCGCCUUACUCACUUCCUGGCUUACUUCCACGACCCGCGCCACCUGCGACUUCGUACUACUCGCCAUAUCAACCACCUGCGGCGCCGGCACCGACUUACCCAUUGCAAUUCACUCAGCCGGCUCAGUCUAGCGCUUUCAGUUCACAGUUCCUCUCUUCACAACUGCACGUCGCCGCUGCGGCCGCCGUUCAACAGAUGCAGACAAAUUACCAACAGCAACAGUACCGGGCGCCGCCUCUGCAACAGCAGUACGCGCCUCCACAACCUCGUCCUCCUCCACAACAGCAACUCAAGAGCCCUCUUCACGAGCACGCGAAUGGAUUCGCUCCUCUCUGCGACUCUGCAUCGCCUACACCUAAAGGCGCAUCUAAACCGCAGAAGCCUCCACACUCGCCGCCGCAGCACAAAUACCACCCGCAGCCGCCUCACCAGCAGCACCCGCCCCCGGCGCAUACUCCUCACCAACACCACCAGCAGCAUCAACAGCAUCAACAGCAAUUAGUGAGUGGCGGCAACAACGGCCGCGGAGGAAACGUCACGGGCGGCGGCAACGGAUCUGGAGUGAACCGAGGCGGCAUGGGCGGACAGCGCUAUCCGGCUCCUAUCCAGCGGCCUCACGCGCCCGCCAUGCCGAUGUACCGCGCGCCGCCCGCCCAGGCGCCUCGCGCGCACCACGCGCCACGAGCCAAUCUCUAUUAUCAUCACCACCAACGCAAUGGUGGGAGUGGCCCGGAACGAAUGACUGACGUCGGAGAGGUAGCGGCUAACGUCGAAGACAGUGGCGAUAACGCCCCCGCUGGCGAGGCGCCGCCUGUCGCCGAGGUGAAAGCCGAGUGA